Molecule: messenger RNA, 4833 nt
Organism: Diaporthe amygdali
Lineage: Eukaryota; Fungi; Ascomycota; Sordariomycetes; Diaporthales; Diaporthaceae
Product: sulfite reductase beta subunit
Exons: 5
Coding region: 1-4833 (1610 amino acids)
Biological process (GO): amino acid biosynthetic process; sulfate assimilation
Cellular component (GO): sulfite reductase complex (NADPH)
Molecular function (GO): sulfite reductase (NADPH) activity; heme binding; NADP binding
Source: RefSeq, a predicted model, not a curated record
AUGUCAUUCCUCUUCAACAGGCUCCCCAAGCUCGACACCUCCACCUCCCUCUCCCGCGGCAAGAAUAACACCCUGUCGCCCUUGCAGCAGAGGAAGAUGCAGGAAAUGGCCACAACCCCCAUUGCCACUGGCUGUCGGACGCCUGCAGAGGCCGCGUCCGAGUAUCAAAUAUCCAUGAUAGAAUUCGCCGUAUCAUGCGCCCCACCCAAUGCGCCGUCCUACAACAGCCAGCCAGCCAGCCUGCGCCCAUUGAUCAUGGUUCUUGCUUUUGCUGUCGCUGUCUCACGAAUCGCAUACCAGGCCAGUGAUGUAAUUGUUAGCGUACAGCCAUCCCUCGCUGUCGACUCCGAGUUCUCGGUCCACCUCAAGAGGUAUCAUGGCAGGAGAGACAAGAGCUUGGUCGCAAAGAACGUCGACAGUGUGCCAGAGGUUAUCUCCAUAAGACACAAUGCCGACCCCUUACUGUCUGUCUUCGAGCCUGCCCGGAAUGGCCUCCUGGUCUCCGUCACUACGAGUUCCAGGAUCCUUCUUCCCUCAGUUGGUCACUUGUACAAGCUUGCCAGCUACCCAGUCGUCAUCCACGUGGCGCUGCACCCGGACCAAUUCCCAGACUACUCCGCCAUAACGUCGAUAAGGAAUACAGGAUGGUCCUUCCUCCAGUCCGAGUCGCUUCAGGAGGCGCAAGACAUGGCCCUGACUGCCCACGCUCUCGCCAUCCGGUCAGGAAAGGGUGUCAUCCACUUCUUCAGCCCUGCCAGUUCCGUGAACGACAAGCCAAUUGACUUCGAGACGCGGAAUGUGCUGCGUGAGAUCCUCAACCAGGACUACGUGCGGCGGAUACAGAACUCCAACAUCCCUGGAGCCGGUAUCUACGCUGACGAUGGAAGGGUGGCACUGGCCGAAGACCUUAUCGACCUAGGCCAGGAGGUCAGCUCUCCCAGGUCGCCACCCCCCAAUGGGCUCAGCGUACCCGAGUUGGAUGGCAAGAUUUCCUCAGUAACGUCAGAAAAAUCAAGCCAACAGAGCGUCACCAGCAGCCCGCCAAGCGUGUCUUCAGCCACCACCGUUGAAGCUCAACCUCCAGCGGUUACAUCCGAGCACAUCUACAAUUACGUUACCCUCAUCUGGGCUCAGAUCAAGAAACUACUUGGCCGAGAAUACCACGUUUUCGAGUACUCCGGUUCUCCUACUGCCGAGACGUGCCUUUUUAUUUUUGGACUUGAUGCUGGGUUGCUGGGCGACACGAUUGACCGAGCACCCCCAUCUGAGGGCUUCGCAAACUGCGCCAUCAUCACGCCACGUUUAUACAGGCCUUGGCUUGGGGUUAAACUGAUCGACAUCCUGCCAAAGUCCGUAAAAAAGGUUGCUGUCCUGGAGCAGAUCACCAGGAAGACAACUAAGUGGGGCCCGAUCCUCAUCGAUGUCCUGACUUCUCUCAGAAGUGGCAUGGGAGGCGUCGACACCAUCGUCGGCUAUCACCUGGGAUAUAUCAACCGCGAGACCGUCCAACAGGCCUUGCGAGGAAUUUACCAAAAUUUGAUCGCCGACAAGCCCAUCCAGAAUCUGGACGUCGGCUCUGCGCAGGCUCCGGAGGAGACCUCAGCUUAUGAGCUGGAGUCGCCCAAGCUCGAGACGGCUUAUACCAAGAUCUUAGACCAACUCUUUGGCUCAAGGGUAUUCCUCGCAAACUCGCUCAAGUCUGAGAAUGCUGGAGUUUCGGCAACAAUAUCAGCUAGCCCCGAGUAUGGUUUUGGUUCUUUGUUAGCGCGUAAGGAGAAGAGGCAGACCUUCAUCGCAGACGUCAAGGAGACUGCGGUGUCGGGCACAUUCCUAACGGAAACGCCAAAGCGCUCGCUGGCCCAGUGGGCUGCGCACGUCGAAGACCCGUCAAAGAUCGAUCAGUUCGCCGAAGACGCCAUUUCCGCCCUUCAGACCGACAACUCGACCCUGUCUCGCAAACUACUCACCAGCAAGGUCUUCUUCCGCAAAGAGUCCCUCUGGCUUGUUGGCUCUGACGCGUGGUCGUACGACCUCGGCAACUCUGGUGUACACCACGUCCUGGCAUCUGGCGAGAACGUCAAUAUGCUCAUCAUCGACUCGACACCCUACUCCGAGCGGGUGGCCACGGACGCCGCACGGAGAAAGAAGGACAUUGGUCUUUACGCCAUGAAUUUUGGCAACGCAUACGUCGCAUCGACAGCAGUCUACAGUUCUUACACGCAGGUGCUGCAGGCGAUGGACGAGGCCGACAAGUUCGAUGGUCCGUCCAUCGUUCUGGCGUAUCUGCCGUACAAUGAUGAGCAUGACUCCUCCCUCACCGUCCUCCAGGAGACGAAGAACGCCGUCGAUAUUGGCUACUGGCCUCUGUAUCGCUGGAACCCGAAGAACGAGCUCAAAGGCCAGCCAAAUUUCAUCCUAGAUUCUGAGCGCAUCAAGAAGGAGCUGAAGGAUUUCUUGGACCGGGACAACCACCUGACUCAGCUCAUGGCGAAGGAGCCCAAGUUUGCUCCUGUCCUUUCCGAGGAUUUCGGCACUGAGAUCCGUGCUCAGCAAAAGCGUAAUGCAAAGGACGCGUACAACAAGCUCCUUGAGGGUCUACAGGGUGCGCCUUUGAUGGUACUUUUUGCUUCUGAUGGUGGUAACGCCCAGUCCGUCGCGAAGCGGAUUGGGAGCCGAGGCAAGGCACGGGGUCUCAAGACAACGGUCAUGGCAAUGGAGGACUACCCUGUUGAGGACUUGCCAACGGAGGACAACGUUGUUUUCAUCACCUCAACCGCCGGUCAAGGAGAGUUCCCACAAAACGGUCGUGCUUUCUGGGAGGGUAUCAAGGACAGUACCGAUCUGGACCUGGCUACCGUCAACUACUCUGUCUUCUCUCUUGGCGAUAGCCACUACUGGCCGCGAAAAGAGGACAAGAUUUAUUACAACAAGCCUGGAAAGGACCUGGACAGGAAGCUGGCUGAAUUCGGUGGCAAGCGCUUGGCUGAUAUUGGUCUUGGCGAUGAUCAGGAUCCCGAUGGGUAUCAGACCGGAUACAACGACUGGGAGCCACUUAUAUGGCAGGCUCUCGGUGUUGCCAACGUCGAGGGUCUCCCCGAGGAACCACCACCAAUCACCAACGAGGACAUCAAGCUGGCCUCCAACUACCUUCGUGGUACCAUCGUGGAGGGUCUGAACGACCCCACUACCGCUGCCAUUUCCGCAGCGGACCAGCAACUUACGAAGUUCCACGGUACUUACAUGCAAGACGACAGAGACAUCCGGGAUGAGAGAAAGGCGCAAGGCUUGGAGCCAGCGUACUCUUUCAUGAUCCGCUGUCGGCUGCCGGGUGGUGUGUCCACGCCAAAGCAGUGGGUCCAGAUGGACGAUAUCGCCACCGAACUCGGAAAUGAGACUAUGAAGUUGACUACACGGCAAACGUUCCAAUUCCACGGUGUUGUGAAGGGGAAGCUCAAGCCCGCUAUGCAGGCUAUCAACCGGGCUCUCAUGACCACGAUCGCCGCUUGCGGUGAUGUGAACAGAAACGUCAUGUGCAGCUCCCUUCCCACACAGUCCAAGUACCACAAGGAGGUCCAUGAGUGCUCUCAGCGCAUCAGUGACCACCUCCUUCCAUCCACAUCCGCCUAUCACGAGAUCUGGUUGACCAACGAUGACGACAAGAAGACGCAGGUUGCGGGCGACGCAGUGCAGGACUUUGAGCCUCUGUACGGCCCCACGUACCUGCCCCGCAAGUUCAAGAUCACUAUCGCCGUUCCUCCCCACAACGACACUGACGUGUACGCCCACGACGUCGGCCUUAUCGCCAUCAAGGGUGACGAUGGUCACCUGCUUGGCUUCAACUUGCUCGCCGGUGGUGGCAUGGGUGCCACGCACAACAACAAGAAGACCUAUCCACAGACAGGACGCAUGCUAGGCUUUGUGACGCGCGCAGAUGUUCACAUCGCUUGCGAGAAGGUCAUGUUGGUGCAGCGCGACCACGGUGACCGCAAGAACCGCAAGCACGCCCGUCUCAAGUACACCAUCGACGACAUGGGCGUCGAUGUGUUCAAGGGCAAGGUCGAGGAGCUGUGGGGCAAGAAGUUUGGCCCGCCCAAGCAAUUCAAGUUCGAGUCAAACGUCGACACGUUCGGCUGGCAGAAGGACGAGAUGGGCAUGAACCACUUCACUUUCUUCAUUGAGAACGGGCGUAUCGAGGACACAGCCGACUUCCAGAUGAAGACGGGCCUGCGCGAGGUGGCGAAGGUGCACAAGGGCGAGUUCCGCCUGACAGGAAACCAGCACCUUAUCCUUUCCAAUGUAGCCGACGAGGACCUGGACUCCAUCAAGGCCCUUAUGAAGAAGUACAAGCUCGACAAUGUUAAGUUCUCGGCCCUGCGGUUGUCGUCAUCCGCUUGUGUCGCCUUCCCGACGUGCGGUCUGGCCAUGGCCGAGUCGGAGCGAUAUCUUCCCGUCCUCAUCUCUAAAUUGGAGGACACACUCGAGGAGAACGGUCUGCGCCAGGACUCGAUCGUGAUGAGGAUGACGGGAUGCCCCAACGGUUGCGCACGACCCUGGCUAGCUGAGGUGGCCUUCGUCGGCAAGGCCUACGGCGCGUACAACAUGUACCUGGGCGGUGGCUACCACGGCCAGCGGCUCAACAAGCUGUACCGCUCCAGCAUUAAGGAGGAAGAGAUUCUGGCCAUCAUGAAGCCGCUGCUCAAGGAAUAUGCCCUCGAGAGGGAGGAGGGCGAGAGGUUCGGCGACUUCUGUAUUCGUAAGGGAGUGAUCAAGGCGACGACUGACGGCACGAACUUCCACAACGAUGUUGCCGAACUGGAAGAGGAUGACGAGUAG